AUGACUUAUGUGCAACAAUUCACCGAAAGGCUGGACGAGUACCUGCGCCGGGAGGACAACCCCGUGACCCGAACGCUGGCCAAAGUGGAAGUGUUAACCGGUGUGUCGCGGCUAUACCUGGCCAACGUGGUAAUGAUCUCGUUCGUGGCCUACAUGAUUUUUGGCCAAUUCGCCCAGCUCAUUUGCAAUGUGAUCGGUUUCGCGUACCCGGCAUACGCCUCCCUCUCCGCCCUUAACGCACCGCCCGAUGACGAGCGCACUAUUGAACACAUUCAGCACUUAUUAAGGUAUUGUUACCCUUUACCCUAG
Medioppia subpectinata is the source of this 309-nucleotide messenger RNA. NCBI's taxonomy places the organism in Eukaryota, Metazoa, Arthropoda, Arachnida, Sarcoptiformes, Oppiidae. The record is from the annotation of a GenBank genome assembly.